AUGGGUGUGUCACCCUCGAUGAUUAUUCUUGAUCGUCAAAUUUUGAUCAAUUAUUCUUCCACAAGCACUAAUGCACUGAAUGAGAUUCCCAAAGCAGUUCACAUUUACCCCGGCUUAUUAGUUGGCACGGUGUAUUUUUGGCACGGUCUACGGGAAUUCCAGUCACAUGGACAAUUGCAGAUGAGCAAAGUGAUAUAUAUUACAAGUAUACCCUAUGACAAAACAGAAGAGCAAGUUCUUGAUAUAGCCAAGUCUGUAGGCCCAGUUGUGUCAUCAAAACUAUUAUUUGACCGGGAAACCGGAAAAUCAAGAGGGGUAUGCUUAGUGGAGUAUCCUGAUUAUGAAACGGCGUCAAGUGCAGUGCGAAACUUGAACAAUUUUCCAGUUAGUGGAGGAGAUGGAUCGAAAGGAGGAGUGAUGCGAAGAUAUUUAAAAUGCAAUUUCGCUAGUGAAUCUACAAUAAUCCGGCUGUUAAAUGGAGAAGGUUGGAAUGGCGGACGAGGUUAUGGGGGUGAGAACAGUGGGGACUCUAGAUAUGAGCUUGAAAGGGAAAUUCCACCACUUCCAGCCGGUGUUAAUGUAAUGGAUAGUAGUAUGGAUGGCCUAAAUGCGGCGAUAUAUCAAGCUUUGGCAAACAUCAAUGAGCCCAGAAUGAAGAAUUUGGUGAGGGAUGCUAAGGUGAUGUCUGAUGACAAUCCGGAAUUGAUGGGGGUGUUACUGGAGACACAUCCACAGCUCAUUUAUGCUUUGGUGCAGAGUGCCAUGCUGCUCAAUCUGGCUUCACCUGCCAAAAUAAAGGAGUUAUUGGCUGAACAAGUUGUUGAGAAGGCGAACCUAGAAAAUCCGGCUGCAGAAAGUACGGAUAAUGUGAAAGAGCAAGCACCUGAAGCCAAAGAGUCCAAAAAAACUUCUUCUGAUGCUUCAGAUGAGCAGGUACUUACAGAUGAGCAGAAGAAUGUGAUUAAGGCGAUUUGCACGAUGUCUGAAGAAGAGAUCAAGAAAUCAGUGACUGAUCCACAGCAGCAAAAACUCUACCUCGAGAUUAAGAACAGGUAUUCGAGCACGAAUUUGUGA
Molecule: messenger RNA, 1074 nt
Organism: Brettanomyces bruxellensis
Lineage: Eukaryota; Fungi; Ascomycota; Pichiomycetes; Pichiales; Pichiaceae
Exons: 1
Coding region: 1-1074 (357 amino acids)
Cellular component (GO): mRNA cleavage and polyadenylation specificity factor complex
Molecular function (GO): mRNA binding
Source: RefSeq, a predicted model, not a curated record